Messenger RNA from Pogoniulus pusillus (Red-fronted tinkerbird), 7966 nucleotides. RefSeq names its product G protein subunit alpha 12 (gene GNA12). The record is from RefSeq and is a predicted model, not a curated record. Gene Ontology annotation, molecular function: guanyl nucleotide binding; D5 dopamine receptor binding; GTPase activity. Gene Ontology annotation, cellular component: heterotrimeric G-protein complex; brush border membrane. The transcript is spliced from 4 exons. The coding region runs from base 505 to 1662 and encodes 385 amino acids. Gene Ontology annotation, biological process: Rho protein signal transduction; adenylate cyclase-modulating G protein-coupled receptor signaling pathway. NCBI's taxonomy places the organism in Eukaryota, Metazoa, Chordata, Aves, Piciformes, Lybiidae.
UGAACAGGGUGGAGGGUGAAGCGGAUCCCUCCCAUCCGCAGGCGGCGGCGCUCGCGCUCCCUGAGUGAGGGGGCCGCGGGGGCUCUGCGUCCCCCCGCCGCGCCUCCGGGGGACCGGAGGUGGCCACUGCUUGAACCCAGGCCGAGGGGCCUGGGGCCGUCUAUCCUGCCGCUUCCCGACAACUCGGCGGCCUCUCAUCGCUCGGAGGGGAGUGGGGCGGCGGUGCCCCCUCCCCGGGCAGUCUGUGGGCCGCGCCCCGCCGCCGCCACCACCCCUCCCCCCGGCCGGCCGGCCUCCCCGGGCCGCACCCCGCCUCCCCUCCCUCCGCAGCGUCGCCUAGCCGAGCUGGGAGAAGGGGAAUGGGCGGUCCCGGCCCUUAGCCCCCGGCUGCGGCGGCUGCUCCUCCUCCUGGGUCCCAGCGUCUCGGUGGCCUCCGCUCGAUGCUGGCGGAGCUGGCUGGGGUCUCCGCGGUGUUGUGAGCGUUACGGCCGUCCCGUAGUCGCCAUGUCCGGCGUGGUGCGCACCCUGAGCCGCUGCCUGCUGCCGGCCGAGGCCACGGGCCGCGCCGGGGAGCAGACGCGGCGGGAGGGCAAGGAGCGGAGCCGCGAUGCGGAGCGGGAGGCGCGGCGGCGGAGCCGGGAGAUCGACGCGAUGCUGGCCCGGGAGAGGCGGGCUGUCCGCCGCCUGGUCAAGAUCCUGCUGUUGGGCGCCGGCGAGAGCGGCAAGUCUACUUUCCUCAAGCAGAUGCGGAUCAUCCACGGUCGUGAGUUCGACCAGAAGGCGCUGCUGGAGUUCCGGGCCACCAUCUACGAGAACAUCCUCAAGGGCUGCAGGGUUCUGGUUGAUGCACGGGACAAACUGGGGAUCCCUUGGCAAUACACCGAGAAUGAGAAGCAUGGAAUGUUUUUGAUGGCUUUUGAAAACAAAGCUGGAAUGCCCAUAGAGCCUGCCACCUUCCAGCUGUAUGUGCCCGCUCUGGGCGCGCUGUGGAGGGAUUCGGGAAUCAAGGAAGCCUUCAGUCGUCGCAGCGAGUAUCAGCUGGGUGAAUCGGUGAAAUACUUCUUGGAUAACCUGGAUCGAAUCGGUCAGCUGAACUAUUUCCCCAGCAAGCAAGAUAUUUUGCUGGCUAGAAAAGCCACCAAGGGGAUAGUAGAGCACGAUUUCAUCAUUAAAAAAAUACCUUUCAAGAUGGUGGAUGUAGGUGGACAGAGAUCUCAGCGUCAGAAGUGGUUCCAGUGCUUUGAUGGAAUAACUUCGAUUUUGUUCAUGGUCUCCUCCAGCGAGUACGAUCAGGUGCUCAUGGAAGACAGGCGCACAAACAGACUUGUGGAGUCCAUGAAUAUCUUUGAGACAAUAGUCAAUAACAAGCUUUUCUUUAAUGUUUCUAUUAUCCUAUUCCUCAACAAGAUGGAUCUUCUUGUAGAGAAGGUAAAGACUGUCAGCAUUAAGAAGUAUUUCUCGGACUUCAAAGGCGACCCUCACAGGCUAGAAGAUGUUCAGCGUUACCUGGUGCAGUGCUUUGACAGAAAGAGGAGGAACCGGAGUAAGCCUCUCUUCCAUCACUUCACCACUGCCAUAGACACUGAAAACAUCCGUUUUGUGUUCCAUGCCGUGAAGGACACCAUCCUUCAAGAGAAUCUGAAGGAUAUUAUGUUGCAGUGAAGGAGAGCAGCCCGUGUUCUGUUAAAGUUUGCUGGAGGGUUAGAUCAAAGUUUUUGUCCUUUCUUUAUGGCCCUUGCAUGUGGUGUAGGACCCAUGCUAAUUACUUGGCUCAGGAGUGCUGUUAACUAGCCAGUCCAAACAGAGGAGCUAUAGGCCGAAGGAGUCAAAUGUUGAUGUUAGCUACUGAAUCAUUUGGACUAGAAACACUACUGAAACAUGGCCGUGGUGGGUUCUGUACCUAGGUUGGAACGCUGAAUAACACAACCACCUUCUGCCUUCUUAGAAAAAAGAAAUCUCUGACAGACCAUGUGUGGAAGACACGUUGUUUUACAUGAAUAUGCUCAUUUUUCAGAGACACUGGUUGUACAAACUGCCUUUUUUUUCCUUUUUGUAGUUUGGAGGUGCUGAAUUGAUCAAACUAAUCUUAACAGUAUGUGGUUGGAAGCUGUAUUAGAGAAUGUUAAUGGAAGUUCCAUUCUUAAUCUUUAGGUCUAAGCAGAUUUUUUUUGGUGCGUGUUCAGCUUCGCUGAGGGUCUGGAAUCCACUUAUCAAUGUGGAUGCACAGCUCUUGUCUGAAGGUUUUGCUUGAGUCUUCUGAGGCAGAAGUCCAAAACUGUGUAAGGAAAUCCAUGCUGGAGUAACUUGGAUGAGAAGUUGAGGCCUCGCUGAGAUGGUGAAGGGUUCAUUUUGCACUAUGUGAAGGGGCAUCACAUCACAGGGAAACUGAUCUCCUUGGUGAAGUGGCCUGUGCUAGAACACAGUGGGUGCUCGAGAGAGAUGUACUUUGGGGAAACUCAGCACUGUUCUCACACCCACAGCUGGCAGCAUUUGUGAAGGUUCAGUGUCUCUAAUGACAGGGCUUUAUCUAUAGUCAAAACUUGGAAAGCUGAUUAAACUCUUAAGAAAAGGUUUUGGUAGCAGAGCAGCUGCUUGAUUAGUUCCCAACAGCUGACCUUAUAGGAAGACUGAACACCCUAGAGAUCCCAGUUUUACAGCUGCACUGAUGUAUUUGGACAGCAAGACCUUGCUGUAUAAUUAGCCUUUAAUCUGUGUCUUAAUGGGAUCUUUAGCCUGUAGUAAUGCACAUAGAAUUCUGAGUACAGUCAGGUUUGGAGUUGCUCGUUUUGGGCAAUGGGUUGUGUGUAAAACUGCAAGAGGCUGUGAAAAAUGUUGAUAUGAACUGUUCAUUUCCUAGCUCUGUCUGUAACUAACUGUCAGGUGCCUUUUACUGUGUACAGACACAUCAGAACUUUUCUCCUGCAGUGAGGUACAUGGACAAACUGAAGAUCUGCCUUUUAUGUCAGCAUUGUAGCGCUAUCUUCGAGGUAACUUUCACAGAUAAUUUACUGUGCAAUUUAUAUCACAGCUUUUAUCCAAGAAUAAAACCUGAAGGGCUGUUUGUACCCACAAAGAGUCAGCAGAUUCCCUGGAGUUCUUCUCCCCUUUGAGUUUGUGAUGGCAAACAUCAAAACAAGCAACAUUUGACUUCAGCUGGUAACCCCCUGGGAAAUGCGCUCAGAAAAAAGCCCUGUUCCGUUGUCCUUUCAUGUUCAUUUGGAUAAAAUCUGGAAUCUUUCUUCCCCUCUGAAGCUUGCAGAUGUUCAUAUCAGUAUUUUUGUGUCAUUUCCUAAUGUAUCAGUCUCUUGGCUUUCCUUGUGCAGGCUUCAGAGUGGCAAAGAUGUGUCCAUUUCAGUGCUGCAUAACACACACGGUAUCGAGGUAAGGAGCAACUGAAAAGUUGCAGAUGGGGAAAAUCUAACUUAAAUUUGAGCAAACUUAAACAGGAAUUAGCUUCCUUGUACAAGUCUUACUUUUGCCAGGACCAACUCUUGUCUUUUAAAUAUUUAUUCAUUUUUAACCUUGAAGGGGAAGAACGCUAUGUGACUCGAAUGUUCAGGUGGGGCAGAAACUCUUAGGAGUAUUACGUUUGAGAAGGAGAAUGUUUCAACAGAGUGAUGCAACUCAUCAGGUUUGUUUUUCUUAGCUGGAUCCACUUUUUGAGCUGAAGAUUAAGACUAUUUUCAAAGCUUUCAGGUAUUCUUGGAGUUCUUUGUAGUGGUUUCCACUUCACACAAAGCUGGGAAAGGGGAGGCAGUUGAUCUGACUUGACUUCUAGGUUGACUUGGCUUUAUUUCCUAGCUUGUCAUGAGCUUUGGUCUUUCACUUAAUUUUCUAGAUGGGUUAGUAGUUGUGCUUAUGUUCCCAAAUGAGUUAAAGAUUGCCUUUCAACUAUUUUUUUUUCUCAAGAAUUACCUCAGUUUUGUAUCUGAAUCUACUGUAGUUUUACCUGGGAGGCAUGGAAUUUCCUCUUCUGUUUUUCUCUUCAUGCUCAUCCAUGAGUUUGUAUUCUUAGUUACCUUAUGGAGCUAAAACUCUGAACAGAGCUAGUAAUGCAGCUUCAACUUAAUCUUCACCUGGAAAAGAAACAGCAUGAAAUAUCUCAUAUUGAGCUCUAGAGCUUUUUUUGUUGUUGUUUGUAUGAUACAGCAGUUUUGCACAGUAAAUCAGUUUUAUGGAACCAGUUUGAUCACCUCUAGCCCAUUCUUGCCUGCCUUUUUUUAUCAAUUAACUGGGCCCUAGUGUGAUGCUGUAGACUGCAGAUGAAAAUCAGUAGCUUGGCUCUGUGGACUGUCUUCUGUCAAACUGACAGUGAUGAUUCACACCAGGAACCCAAGAUGAGGAAACUCUUGUUACAGUCAAGCACUUCUUAAGUUUGCAGAGGAUCUGGCCUGUGAGUAGAAAGGGCUUUUAGUGGCACCUUUCUCUGCAAAAUAUACUUCACUUCUUGCCACAACUGAAAAGCUUUGUGUUCAGUUCUUUCCAAGGUAAGCUAUAGACUAAUCAAGCCAGAAAAUCAUGUUAUGGUAAAUCAGUUAAUUACUAAAACAGAACUUAGGUAGGUUGGGUUGUACAUCUCAGGACAAGCUUGGUCAGUUGCUUAGUCCUCUUAGAAGAAACAAAUAGAAAACUUUAAGUGACAUCCUGAAGAACAUUGCAGGUAAACACAGCUGGAGAGAACAUCUUUUUUUUUCUUAACUUUGUAGGCUUAUUGUUCAUUUGGCUGUUCAGGAAAUAGGUCACAGGCAGGAUGAUAAUCAGAUGGAGACCUUGAACAACUACUCUAUUUAACAAAAAAAAAAAAGGCAGCCUUUUGCUGUCCCUUCUCUGACACCCACAGGUCAAUGACCAGUGAUGGGGUGUUGUAACCCGGUUGUCUGGCAGGGACAAAGAGAGGAAGUGCUUGCAGUAUUUGCUUGCAGAAGAGACUUAUGUAAUCUUGCCAUUUAAGUAGAAAAAAUAACUGGGAGUGAUUUCUCAAAUACUGGUUUUAUUUGUUGUCCUCAAAACAGGCUUUAAGCUAAUGUAGCUUGUCAGUCAGUACUCCUUCAGAUUACAGUGCUGUCACUCUGAACACUUCUUAGGUGGCAUUACGAGGUGACACGGUGAAUUGGAACUCAAAAGGAAGAGUAGUUUUCUGUAUGUGUCACAUUUAAUAGGCAGUUGUCACUUUGAAGAGGUUAAUUAAUUCUUACUGUUGAAAAUCAAUUAAUCUCAAUUACAGAAUGGAAGUUACUGACCACUCAAUUUUACAGCGCAGCUCAAAGAUGCCUCCAGUUUUGCACGAAGAAUUGAUCUUAUUUUAUUUACUGUGGCAGUGUAGAUUUGACUUGAUAAUGUAUUUAGGUUAUUUUUUUUACAUGCUGCUGUGUAAAACCUAGAGGUAGGCAUGUUGUAAGCAUGAAGCAGCUCCUGAAGACGAUUGUUCACAGGUUGAGCCAACUGAAGCCUGCAUUUUGGAUAAGCACAAAGUGGAGAAACUAAUGGGGGGAAAAACGUAGUUCAGUCAAGUAGGAAGAGUUCAUCUGUGUGCCCUGCAGACAAAUGUAAUUUCAGUAGCACAGCCAUAGUAUUUUAGAUGAAAAACAGUACAUCUGAAAAGCAUGUCCCAUCCUGUUUGUGUAUCAUCCCCUUGUCCCCAUCCCCCUGGAUAUUCACCAGUCCUGGUUACUGUAAUGUAGAAUGAACAGAAUAGGCAUGGAACCUCUGAAGAAACCAGCAGUUUUCUUUAGUGACAGCAACCUUCCACAGAAUAUCACUUCAGUAGAAAAGCCCUUUGCUGCCUUUGAUGUCUGUCUUUUCUAUGUAUGUGCCUCUAGUUCUCCUGGAAGAACAUCAUUCUGUUGUGUGCAUCUCCAGGAUUCCUGUAAAAGGCCCCUGUGAUUUUUCAGGUAGUGAGUUUUGACACCUAACUUAGCUUUGCUUGUAUCAUCAUCUCUUCAGGAGUACUUAACCAGGUUGAUAGACCAUUUGAUGCUUGCCAGCUUGAGACACAAAUAUGAUAUGCAAAACCAGAUCCACACAGGGCAGCUUGUCAUGUAAGCCAAACACUGAUCUCUCAUGAUGAGCAGUACCUUGAUUCCUCUUAAGUUUUAAUAGAAGCCUCUUUUCUAUGUCAUUUUUCCUAGUAUCAAAUCAGAUGGUGUAGUCAGGGAGUUUAAUAUAGCACUGCCAACUCUUUACCUCAGUACACUCUUAAUUCUGUAACACAAAGUGGUGGGUAGGGUGUUUCAGUAGCAGCUAUAAGACAUCUGUGCCUACUUUUGUAACUGAGUUUUCAACAGAUUUCUAGGGAGUAUCCAUUAUGGAAGACUGCCAUGUUCUGGGACAGACUUGUCCUGAGUUCAUAUUGACUCCAUACACUCUAGAUGAGGGCUGUCUAGCCUAAUGAGGAAGUAAUUGGCAAGACCUAGUGCUUUUUUGAUAUUACUUGUUUUGUGAUUAGCUGGAGUGAUCUCUGCUUUGUGCUGUGAAGUGGGCACUUUGUUUUAACACUAAUCUGUUGUUUUACAUAGAUGGAAAUGAGUGAAGCCAGGAUAUUUGGAGCUGCAACUGCUGCUCUGCUCACCAAGCGAUGCUGUCUCUUUGCUCAUCUUGGUGGCUGGACAGUUCAGCUUGAUUCUUGACAUUUUUAUCUUUCCAGUGGCAUUUGGAAAGCAGUGUUGGAGUUUGUGUGUUGAUAUGGUUGUGUUCUUACUGGGUGGGGAGUAUGGAGGUACUAGAUUGUCAGUGCUAGUGGUGCUGUGCCUGUCUUGACCGACUGUAUCACAGUCAAGCUCUUAGCAUAUGACUGAGGGUCAUAUCUUCCAUCUGAUGUGAAAGUAUUCACAGUCAGAGAGAAAAGAGCAGCAGCACUGACUGCCAAGGUGGGCAUUCUGGUGAAAAAAAGCCAAAGUAUGUUGGUAGAGAGCAAAAGAGGGGAGCUAUCUUUAAACAGAUCCCAAAAGCUCAAAGACUGACUGUAUUGAAGUGAAAUGCCAUCCACAUUAACCCCAAAAGCUUUGGGUGGCUCCAGAGAGCAAUUGGCUGUGAAUUAACAGCAGCAGGCUGGUCAUGCUGGCCCUGCUGCAGCCGCACACUCUUUCUUUACAGGCUCUCUUCAUCUGUCUAUAACCGGGUGCUAAACUCACUUUCUGCUAAAGUACAAUAUGCAAACCCCUGGCCAGACAGUGCAUCUUACUCCUUUCUAACAACUGCCUGAUCUUAUUCAUGAUACCAGAGCAAGAGAAGUAUUUGGGAGGGAGUGGCUAGGUGAGAGACUGUUCCCACCAUUUGAAAGAAAACUACAACUGACAGAACAAAAUCUGGGGGUAAGUAGGACUUGGGAGAGCAUCUUCUGAGAGAAGUAAAAUAUGGGAUGUAGCGCCGCCCCUCAGCUGAAGGCCUCCUGUCAGUCUCUUGUGUUGAGCUUUUAUGCAGGUGGUUGGGCACAAAAGCUGGGAGAAGAUAGGAGGAGAAAGGGGAUGUGGAAGAGAAAUGAUCUGGUAGCUCAUGAGAGUUGAAAGGUGCAGUUGGUGGACUUGUGUUUGAAAACGUGUUCAAACUCCCACUCACGCUAAAGCCAUUAACUCUCUGGGGUUAUGAGCAUGCUUCCAGUGAACAGGUUUUGUUACCUGGGAUGUGUAUGAGCUCAAACUGAUGAUAGAUGUGAAAAAGCAUUUCUGGAGACUCCACUUGAAAUGGCUAGUAUUUAUUGCUCUUGUGAUGAGUUGUCUUGUUUAUGGAAUCAAUAUGUAUGAAAGCAAAGUGACAAAACACAAAAGCUAUCUCAUGACACAAUCAUGUAGCUAGGAAGCCAAUUAAUGUUAUCUUUUCUCCUGCAAUGUACUUGUUCUCUGGUGCCUAUGCAUUGUAACACACACACUAUGCAAUAUCAGUCUUUUUUUAAAACCAGUUCACUGCACUGGGCAAGAAAGGCCUGAGUUUAGCCUUAAUUUUCUAACAAUUCACAGGAAAGUACUUAAAA